Molecule: messenger RNA, 753 nt
Organism: Aplosporella prunicola CBS 121167
Lineage: Eukaryota; Fungi; Ascomycota; Dothideomycetes; Botryosphaeriales; Aplosporellaceae
Exons: 2
Coding region: 1-753 (250 amino acids)
Cellular component (GO): extracellular region
Source: RefSeq, a predicted model, not a curated record
AUGACGCAGGAUCCGCAACAGCAGCAACAGCAGAGAAACGCCAUCGUGACGACUACGGUUGCGACGACGACGUUGGGCGCUGUGGCUACUGGCGCUGCAGGAGCGUCGGCGGAUUAUACGAAUGCGACGCGCUUCAAGAAGACGCUGCUGGAUGGGUCGAAUGCUGUGCGUGCGAAUCAUAAUGCGAGUGCGCUGCAUUGGAAUGAUACCCUGGCUGCGUUUGCUGAGGACUGGGUGAAGGGGUGUGGGUUCAGGCAUUCGAACGGCCCCUACGGCGAAAACCUGGCAACCAACUACGCGAACACGAGCGCCGCGCUCGCCGCCUGGGCAAACGAAGCCGCGGCCUUCGACUUCCAGGACCCGGGCUUCAGCAAGCAGACGGGCCAUUUUUCGCAGCUGGUGUGGAAGGGGACGACGAGCGUGGGGUGCGCGCGCAAAGAUUGCAGUGCGAGCGAGGGCAGCGCCGACGGCUGGUACGUCGUUUGCGAGUAUUCCCCGCGUGGGAACGUCAUUGGUGCUUUUGAGGGGAAUGUGCAGGCGGCUAUGGAUGGGGCUGAGGAGGGCGAGGGCGGGAAUAGUGCUGGGAGUGGUGGGGGACAGAGCGGCAAUGGGAGGUGUGGGAAGGUGAGUGCCGAGAAUGGCUGUAUUGAGGCGCAUAAGAACGGCGCGGUUGCAAGGGGUGCCGUCUGGGGUCUGAAGUGGAGUACGCUGCUGGUGGUAGGGUCGGCAGGGUGGGCGGCUGUGGGGUGGUGA